AUGUCUAAUCAAAACAAGUUUAUCUGUAAACAUAUUGGUUGUGGUAAGGAAUUUGCUCAUUCAAGCUCAAGAACUCGUCAUCAAAACUCUGUUAAACAUAGUUGUUGUGAUAAUUUAUUUAAGUGUUACCCUGAAACUGUUGAUCCAUCAUCUCGUGUUAAAUGUCGUCAUACAAAUUGUAAUCAAUGGGGUCACACUAAACAUAGAACUCGCCAUGAGAAAUGUGGUAUCCACAGCAAACCAUGCCCUGAUGUUUUUUGUGUUGCAUGUACCAGAUCCGAUGAAUUUGUACGUGGAAAACCAUGGGUUGAAGAUUUUGAUCUAUUACAAUUACCUCCCUUCCAUUGCUUUUUUAAAUUUGCCUAA
This is a messenger RNA of Dictyostelium discoideum AX4, 366 nucleotides long. Its product is annotated as C2H2-type zinc finger-containing protein. NCBI's taxonomy places the organism in Eukaryota, Evosea, Eumycetozoa, Dictyosteliales, Dictyosteliaceae. The record is from RefSeq and is a predicted model, not a curated record. The transcript has a single exon. The coding region runs from base 1 to 366 and encodes 121 amino acids.